AGGAAACUCUCCUGUAACUCGUAUUUCUCUUUGUCUUUUCUUUGCUUUUCCUUCUAAUCUUUUCUGUCUCUUUUUGCUUCUCCAAGAUACCCAUCUUUUUGCAAUUCAAUUAUUCGAUUCAGCAAAUCGCAGUUGGAACACCAAGGGUCCAGGAAUUCCUCCAAGUACCGGCUUCAGAGCUGGGAAGACUUUGCAUUGACCGUGAUAAAUCUUGCAGCCAAAACAAACGUCAGGCAAUCAGAUGCGAUGGGGUCACCGACACGUAGCGUUCAGUUCCACAGGGACGAUCUGGAACCGGGGCUGUCCCCUGCCAAGACUGCAAUCCGAGACCCCACCGGUGCUCUAGAGAAGCGUUUCUCCGCAGAACCUGAAUCCGUACCCAUAGCUCCCGCUUUAUCGCGCCGCACAAGUCGACUUGCCACAACUCGAACUUUCCGAACAGUCGAUGCUGUCCACCUACGGCCGAGUUGGCAUGCAGGACAGGAACCAGGACUCGAUCCCUCGAAACCAAAUGGCGGAAGGGCGCAGACGCCUAUACUGCAUGAGGAAUGCCAGAUAACUGUUGUCGAUUAUAGUGAGGAGGAUAUAAGGGUACGAGACUUUGAUAAUGCGGGGCUCAUAGAUUUCUUAGAAGAACCUCAGGAAGAUUGGAUAAAAUGCCGGUGGAUUAAUGUAAAUGGAUUGAGCUGGGACGUUGUUCAGGCACUUGGAAACCAUAAAAAUCUCCAUAAGCUGGCGAUUGAGGAUUUGGUCAAUACGAAUAACCGGACGAAAGCGGAUUGGUAUACCGAACAUAUGUACAUCGUUAUGACGCUCCAAAAGCUCGUGCAUCUACACGACGAGGAAGAGAGCUGCUCAGAUUCAGAUGAGGACACGAGAGAUCCAAAGGCAGGGCGACGUGGAGGAUCUUUGAGAUUUCUACGCAGGGCGUUCCGGGGUUCUAAAUCGGAAAGAUCGGGUACAGUGGCCGGCAGUCAUCCUACCACAAAUGGAUUCAUCAAAGGCCAUAUGGAGGGUGUCGUCUCUGCACCCGCUCAAAAACUAAGAACAAUACAAAGAUAUCAUGGAGGUCCCAAUCAAGAACGGAUGGCUUAUAUGGAGAGGCAUUCCCCAUUGACGAAGAGGAAGUUGGCUGUCAGUGCCGAGCAGGUCUCAAUAUUCCUGACAUCCGACAAUACCGUUAUUGCGUUCUUUCAAAAUUCGGCAGAUGAUCUCGAAACUCCUAUCCUGAGACGAUUAAGUACCCCGGAUACCAUCCUCCGGCGAUCCUGUGAUGGUUCCAUGCUCGUUCAGGCCCUCAUCGAUGGCAUUGUAGACCUUGCUAUACCUGUCGCAACUGCCUAUCAGGAUAUCAUUGGGGAAUUAGAAAUCAAUGUCUUGACCGAACCGACAAUUACGCACACGAGCAACCUCUACAUCCUCACCAGCGAGAUGACGAAAAUACGCGGCUUCGUCAGCCCAGUCAUCAAUCUAAUAAAUGCUCUUCGAGACCACAAACAUCCAACCGGUAAUUCGCAGGGUAGCUACCGAGGGGAUAUGAAGAAGGAUUCCAGCGUAACCAUCAGUCCAAUGGCUCAAACGUACCUCGGCGACGUCGAAGAUCACAUUAUACUAAUCACCGAUUCCCUUGACAACAUGCGACGGUCGUGUGACAACAUGAUCGACUUGAUAUUUAACACCAUCUCCGCAUAUCAGAACGAAUCCAUGAAACAACUAACUGUCGUUACCAUCAUCUUCUUGCCAUUAUCUUUCAUGACUGGAUAUUUCGGGAUGAAUAUUACGGAUUUCCCCAGCAUUCAUCACAAGGAGAGCUAUUUCUGGAUUGUAGCGGCGCCAGUGGGGUUUGCAGUAAUUCUGUUUUUGAUGAGGGAUAUGUUGAAGUGGUGGUUGACGAGGUUCAUACAGAAAAGAGGCAUCUCGAAGCAUAGAAAGGGGAGGUUGCUGAGAGAUAAGAACCUGUAAUGAAACAGGUGCCACGCCGAAGGGAGUUACUAGCUGUUGAGUCUCCACAGCAAGUGUCGAGUACAUAAAUGCUGUUGACCAGCAGAGUUAAAAGAUUCAUCAUGUGGCUUCACACGCG
Amorphotheca resinae ATCC 22711 is the source of this 2080-nucleotide messenger RNA. RefSeq lists its product as hypothetical. Gene Ontology annotation, cellular component: membrane. Gene Ontology annotation, molecular function: cobalt ion transmembrane transporter activity; cobalt ion binding; magnesium ion binding. Bases 247 to 1962 code for a protein of 571 amino acids. Gene Ontology annotation, biological process: metal ion transport; transmembrane transport. Lineage: Eukaryota; Fungi; Ascomycota; Leotiomycetes; Helotiales; Amorphothecaceae. The record is from RefSeq and is a predicted model, not a curated record. The transcript is spliced from 3 exons.